AUGUUGCAAGAAUGGGAUGUGCAGCUUGUGCUUCUAGGCUUAGCUACGACACUGAUUGGUCUUGUUCCAGCUGUAUAUGCUGGUGGCAAUGUUGCUGCUACAUCCAUCGCAACCUCAACACCCAGAGCAGAGCGAUGGCCAUUUUCGAGACAAAAUUUUCGAGGGUUUACAAUCUUUGUCCUUCAUCGACUGCUGAAGAUUCUCCUUCUUUCCUUACUCCCCGCGCGAGGCUCCAGUGUUAUGAAAUGCUUCCUCGUCAGUGUGAUAUGUGAUUUGGCGCUUUCGACUCUCAAAGUGGCAAAUGUGCACGCCAUUAUCAACAAGCACCCGCAAGUCCCACUACACCGACGUGUUCUCAAUCAGUCAACAUGGUUCGACAUCUUCCCGGCUGCGUUGCUGUAUAGCACUGCGUCGAAUCUAAGCCUUUACCUCACCAUGUAUGCUAUUCGUACACUGGGCUUCUUGGAUCAUGAUUUCUCUGAUGUGUCCCGCAACACAGCACUUUACAUUGUAUUUGCGACGGCUACAGUCACCUACUUUGGAGCUAUGCUUCCCGCAUAUGCGAUCUUUAUCCGGGUUGCUGCCUCUAUGGAGCCUUUGCAAGACAAUGCCAAUAGGCAGGAACUUGGAUAUCUGGAUAUCAAGAGCGCUUGGCAAAGCUUGCAUGAAUUUGCUUUCCGUCAGUUCAUUGAGUUGUUUGGAGGGAUCUUUGUAAUUGAAUAG
Penicillium soppii is the source of this 723-nucleotide messenger RNA. RefSeq lists its product as uncharacterized. The record is from RefSeq and is a predicted model, not a curated record. The transcript is spliced from 2 exons. Lineage: Eukaryota; Fungi; Ascomycota; Eurotiomycetes; Eurotiales; Aspergillaceae. Bases 1 to 723 code for a protein of 240 amino acids.